CACAGUUUUUAGGUGUCGAGAGGUAGCAGUGUUUUUGGUGUGAGUGUUCAUGGAGACUUUGUGUUGUGUGGAUUAAAAGCUAGUUUCGUAAUUUUACAGCUAAGUUUUGGCAGAUCUGACUCGGUUUCGCUGGAUAUUUAGAUUAAAUAGGCUCCGUGCAGUUUCAUUUGCUCGGAGACUCGGUUUAGUGUUGAAUGAAUGCUUUUGCUGGAAGCGUUUUUAUCUGAAUUUUUUUGACAACUUUAUUGGAAUUUAGAUUUUGGAAGUGAAAACAGUGGCUUUACAAAAUUUGGAGGUGUUGGAAUUUUUGGUUUUGUAAUGGUUCCACCCAUUGAGGCUACUCAAACAGUUACUGAGAUUCCCCAAAAAGUGACUGAAAUUCCUAAGAAAGUUGCUGAAGUUCCUAAGAAAGUUACCGAGACUCCCCACAAGGGUAGCAACCAUUAUUCCUCACAUCCACCUCUUAAUGAGAGGAUACUUUCUUCCAUGACCAGGAGGUCUAUAGCUGCACACCCUUGGCAUGAUCUUGAAAUAGGACCUGAUACUCCAAAGAUCUUUAACUGUGUGGUAGAAAUCGGAAAAGGAAGCAAGGUGAAAUAUGAACUUGACAAAAAAACUGGACUUAUCAAGGUUGACCGUAUACUGUACUCAUCUGUUGUCUACCCUCACAACUAUGGCUUCAUCCCCCGUACGCUUUGUGAGGACAAUGACCCCUUGGAUGUCUUGAUUAUUAUGCAGGAGCCAGUUCUUCCUGGAUGCUUUCUUCGGGCUAAAGCUAUUGGCCUGAUGCCCAUGAUUGAUCAGGGUGAGAAAGAUGACAAGAUCAUUGCUGUCUGUGCUGAUGAUCCUGAAUACCGUCACUACAAUGACAUCAAGGAGCUGCCACCACAUCGUUUGGCUGAGAUCCGUCGCUUCUUUGAGGACUACAAGAAAAAUGAGAACAAGGAGGUUUUAGUUGACGACUUUCUCCCUGCAUCUGCUGCCUUUGAAAGUAUCCAGCAGUCCAUGGACCUUUAUGCGGACUACAUUGUGGAGAGCCUCAGGCGGUAGUUGUUUGUGCGAGCAAUGAAUCUCGGUGCUAUCCUAUUAUAGACAGAUUAUAUAUGUCCUUAUCUUUGUAAUGAUGAUGAUGAUGAAAAUAACUCAACAAAUUAGUCGUUUUGGCAUACAUACAUUGUCUCGCAAUGUAACAUGCUUAUACGACUUCUAGAUGGAAAUUUUCUUAUAUGACAAGUAUUAAGUCUUGUAUACAGUGAUGAAUGUUGAAAAGCAUACAUCUGUGUCCCAUUUUUUUGUAUUAGCCUAUCAUGGGUUUCAGACAAUUAUCUUUGAUUUGUGUUAUGGUUAUCCCUUCAUGAAUGUAUUCUUUAUAAAUGUAUUCUUUUA
Rosa rugosa (rugosa rose) is the source of this 1386-nucleotide messenger RNA. RefSeq names its product soluble inorganic pyrophosphatase 4-like. The record is from RefSeq and is a predicted model, not a curated record. Gene Ontology annotation, biological process: phosphate-containing compound metabolic process. Gene Ontology annotation, cellular component: cytoplasm. Gene Ontology annotation, molecular function: magnesium ion binding; inorganic diphosphate phosphatase activity. NCBI's taxonomy places the organism in Eukaryota, Viridiplantae, Streptophyta, Magnoliopsida, Rosales, Rosaceae. Bases 319 to 1050 code for a protein of 243 amino acids. The transcript has 9 exons.